ACCGAUUGUCCACACAUACACAAGAACAGACAAUGUCAACAUGAAGACAGCACCGGAUCCAUUAAUGAAAACAUGUGCGCGAAUUGCCUAUUUGCGCAUUCAUUUUGUAGUGUGUACAAUCAAGCAUCUUGAAAUGAUCGAUAAACAGCAGCACAUCGUUUUUUUACCGAAGGAGAUUUGCUCAUUCUGCGAGUAAAGAGAUCCAGAGCACGUAGUCACGGAUUGCGCAGCGAUGGGAAGAACGACUUUCUGUUUCCAUCUUGCUUUCUUUGUGUUGAUAAACAUCAAUUUGGCAACAAGCAAUCCUCUGCCAUCGUGGCUAUCAGGUUACUGCAGUCCGAAUCCAUGUAAAAAUGGCGGUGUUUGUACGUCACAGGUAUUUUACUAUACGUGCAAGUGUGGUAGCGGUUGGAAAGGAAAAGACUGUACAAUAAAAGUGAAACCUUGUGAGUCAUCUCCUUGCGAAAACGGUGGUACGUGUAACAAUGUCAAUGACGCGAAGUUCAAUUGUAGCUGCAGAGAUGGGUUUCUCGGAGAUACUUGCGGAAAAAAAACUUUAUGUGAAAAUCCUCUCGAUGUUUUGUUCAUCGUCGACACAUCAAGUUGGCAGUACACGAGUGACUUUGAUCACAUCAGGAACUUCAUUUUCAGCGUCGUUGAUUGGAUGAACAUCUCCGAUACGGCUACCCAACUGGGAGUGCUUCCUUUUACGUACAAGAAAUACACCAAACCUUUAUUCCUGCCAAAUGCCUAUGAGAAUGUAACGUCGUUGAAAUCCGCUUUGAGGAAACUUGUCCGGUCGCCACCUUAUGCUUUUAUUGGUUACGAGGGCAAUCUUGCCUAUGCUCUGCAGAUAGCAAAUGAGAAGGUAUUUCCAACCGGUUCUCAGAGGCCAAAUGCUGCUAAAGCGGUCGUUAUAGUAUCCGCUCAGAAACCCUUGGACAGCAUAGCAAAUGCGUAUAAGGCGGCUAACGAACUUAGAGCGAAAGGAGUGAAGGUCUUUGUUGUGGAAGUACUCGCUCCCAUCAUGUCGUCGGAUUUUGCUCUGAGAGAAAAAACAUUGAGGGAACUUGCCAAUAAGACAAAUGUGAUUGCAGCGGUUUACUCCAAAUUGGUUGAUCAUGCGCGUCAACUUUCCAAUGUAUUAUGUCAAAUAUCCAAAAAUCCUUGCGAUGAAGCCAAUUGUGGUGAACAGAAGAAAUGCAUCUACGACAAAGACAAGACCUCGUGUGUAUGCAAACAUCCCGGAUGUGAUGUUCAUCCUUGUGAUAAGACCCAGUCGCCAUGUAAAAAUGGCGGUCUUUGUGAGAAAGAUGGCAAUAAUUUCACAUGUGAUUGUAGCGAAGAGUGGGCUGGAGAUACGUGUGAACAAAAAGUUCAUCCAUGUGAAAAAUCGACAACUCCGUGUAAAAAUGGUGCGCUGUGUGAAAAAAAUGGAGAGCUUUUUGUGUGCAAUUGUACCGAAGAUUUUACUGGAAAAACCUGUGAAGAAGAAGUUCAUCCAUGUGACAAGGGUAAAGGACCGUGUGAAAAUGACGGAGUUUGUGAAAAAGAUGGAGAUGGAUUCAAAUGUAAAUGUGAUGAAGAUUUCACAGGAGAUAAAUGCGAGGAAAAAGUUCAUCCAUGUGACAAGGGUAAAGGACCGUGUGAAAAUGACGGAGUUUGUGAAAAAGAUGGAGAUGGAUUCAAAUGUAAAUGUGAUGAAGAUUUCACAGGAGAUAAAUGCGAGGAAAAAGUUCAUCCAUGCGACAAAGGUGCAGGACCGUGUAAAAACAGCGGAGUUUGUGAAAAAGAUGAGAAUGGAUUUGAAUGUAAUUGCAGUGAAGAUUUCAGCGGAAAUACUUGCGAGGAAAAAGUUCAUCCUUGUGACAAGGCCGAAUCACCAUGUAAAAACAACGGUCUUUGUAAAAAGGAUUUUAAUGGUUUUACAUGUGAUUGUGACGAAGAUUGGACUGGGGAUACUUGUGAACAAAAAGUUCAUCCAUGUGAAAAGAAAACGACACCGUGUAAAAAUGGCGCUCUUUGUGAGAAAGACGGAGAUGUUUUUGUGUGCCAGUGCACUGCAGAUUUUACUGGAAAAACCUGUGAAGAAAAAGUUCAUCCAUGCGACAAAGGUAAAGGACCGUGUGAAAAUGACGGAGUUUGUGAAAAAAAUGGAGGUGGAUUCAAAUGUAAAUGUAAUGAAGAUUUUACAGGAGAUAAAUGUGAAAAAAAAGUUCAUCCAUGUGAAAAAUCGACAACUCCGUGUAAAAAUGGUGCGCUGUGUGAAAAAAAUGGAGAGGUUUUUGUGUGCAAUUGUACCGAAGAUUUUACUGGAAAAACCUGUGAAGAAGAAGUUCAUCCAUGUGACAAGGGUAAAGGACCGUGUGAAAAUGACGGAGUUUGUGAAAAAGAUGGAGAUGGAUUCAAAUGUAAAUGUGAUGAAGAUUUCACAGGAGAUAAAUGCGAGGAAAAAGUUCAUCCAUGCGACAAAGGUGCAGGACCGUGUAAAAACAGUGGAGUUUGUGAAAAAGAUGGCGAUGGAUUUGAAUGUAAUUGCAGUGAAGAUUUCAGCGGAAAUACUUGCGAGGAAAAAGUUCAUCCUUGUGACAAAGGCAAUGGACCAUGUGAAAAUGGCGGAGCUUGCCAAAAAGAAGGAGAGGCAUUUAAGUGUAAUUGUAGUGAAGAUUUCACUGGAGAACUAUGCGAGGAAAAGGUUCAUCCUUGUGACAAGGCCGAAUCACCAUGUAAAAACAACGGUCUUUGUAAAAAAGAUUUUAAUGGUUUUACAUGUGAUUGUGACGAAGAUUGGACUGGGGAUACUUGUGAACAAAAAGUUCAUCCAUGUGAAAAGAAAACGACACCGUGUAAAAAUGGCGCUCUUUGUGAGAAAGACGGAGAUGUUUUUGUGUGCCAGUGCACUGCAGAUUUUACUGGAAAAACCUGUGAAGAAAAAGUUCAUCCAUGCGACAAAGGUAAAGGACCGUGUGAAAAUGACGGAGUUUGUGAAAAAAAUGGAGGUGGAUUCAAAUGUAAAUGUAAUGAAGAUUUUACAGGAGAUAAAUGUGAAAAAAAAGUUCAUCCUUGUGACAAGAUCAAUUCCCCGUGCAAAAAUAACGGUCUUUGUAAAAAAGAUUUUAAUGGUUUUACAUGCGAUUGUGGCGAAGAUUGGACUGGAGAUAUUUGUGAACAAAAAGUUCAUCCGUGUGAUAAGACAACGACACCGUGUAAAAAUGGCGCUCUCUGCGAAAAAGAUGGAGAUGUUUUUGUGUGCCAGUGUAAUGCGAAUUUCACUGGAAAAACCUGUGAAGAAAAAGUUCAUCCGUGCGACAAAGGCGAAGGACCGUGCGAAAAUAGCGGAGUUUGUGAAAAAAUUGGAGAAGGAUUUAAAUGUAAAUGUAGCGAAGAUUUCACCGGAGAAAAAUGCGAGAAGAAAGUUCAUCCUUGUGACAAGGCCAAAUCUCCUUGUAAAAAUAACGGUCUUUGUAAAAAAGAUGGCGAGUACUUCACAUGUGAUUGCGACGAAGACUGGACCGGACAUACUUGUGAACAAAAAGUCCAUCCUUGCGAUAAGAAGACGACACCUUGUAAAAAUAGCGCUGUUUGUGAAAAACACGGUGAUGUUUUUGUCUGCAAUUGUACUGGAGAUUUCACUGGAGCCACCUGUGAAAAAAAAAUCCAUCCAUGUGACAAAGUUGACGGACCGUGUAAAAAUGGCGGAGUUUGUGAAAGAGAAGAAGAUGGAUUUCAAUGUAAAUGUGGCGAGGACUUUGCUGGAGAUACUUGCGAGAAGAAAGUUCAUCCUUGCAACAAAGUUCAAGGACCGUGUAAAAAUGGCGGAGCGUGUGAAAAAGAUGGAGAUGGAUUUAAAUGUAAUUGUAGCGUAUUUUUUGCUGGAGAUACUUGCGCAAAAAGAGUUCAUCCUUGUGACAUGGUUAAGUCUCCGUGUAAAAAUGGAGGUCUUUGUGAAAAAGAUGGCGAUAAUUUCACAUGUGAUUGUAGCGAAGAUUGGACUGGAGACACUUGUGAACAAAAAGUUCAUCCAUGUGAAAAGAAAACUACACCGUGUAAAAAUGGCGCUCUUUGUGAGAAAGACGGAGAUGUUUUUGUUUGCAAUUGUACUGCAGAUUUUACUGGAAAAACCUGUGAAGAAAAAGUUCAUCCAUGUGACAAAGGCAAAGGACCUUGUAAAAAUGACGGAAUUUGUGAAAAAAAUGGGGAUGGAUUUAAAUGUAAAUGUAGCGAAGAUUAUACCGGAAUUAUAUGCGCGACGAAAGUUCAUCCUUGUGACAAAGCAAAGUCUCCGUGCAAAAACAACGGUCUUUGUAAAAAAGAUUUUAAUGGUUUUACGUGUGAUUGUAGCGAAGAUUGGACUGGAAAUACAUGUCAACAAAAAGUCCAUCCAUGUGAUAAAAAAACGACACCGUGUAAAAAUGGUGCACUGUGUGAAAAAGAUGGAGAUGUUUUUGUGUGCAAUUGUACUGCAAAUUUUACAGGAAAAACUUGUAAAGAAAAAGUUCAUCCUUGUGACAAAGGUGCGGGACCGUGUAAAAAUGGCGGAGUUUGUGAAAAAGACGGCGAUAGAUUUAAAUGUAAAUGCGAUGAAAACUUCACUGGAUUUAAAUGCGAGGAAAAAGUACAUCCUUGUGACAAAGCUACAACACCAUGCAAAAACAAAGGCCUUUGUAUAAAACAUUUUGAUGAUUUUACAUGUGAUUGUAGCAUUGAUUGGACCGGACAUACUUGUGAACGAAAAGUUCAUCCAUGUGAGAAAAAAACGACACCGUGUAAAAAUGGCGCACUCUGUAAGAAAAAUGGAGAUGUUUUUGUUUGCCAGUGUACUGCAGAUUAUGUUGGAAAAACCUGUGAAGAAAAAGUUCAUCCAUGUGACAAAGGUAAAGGACCGUGUAAAAAUGGCGGAGUUUGCGAAAAAGACGGCGAUAGAUUUAAAUGUAAAUGUGACAAAGAUUAUACUGGAGAUAUAUGCGAGGAGAAAGUUCAUCCUUGUGACAAGGCCAAGUCUCUGUGUAAAAACAACGGUCUUUGUAAAAAUGAUGGUGAUGGUUUUACAUGUGAUUGUGAUGAAGAUUGGACCGGAGAUACUUGUGAACAAAAGGUUCAUCCUUGUGAAAAGAAAACGACGCCGUGUAAAAAUGGCGCUCUUUGUGAGAAAGAUGGAGAUGUUUUUGUGUGCAAUUGUACGGAAAAUUUCUCUGGAAAGACCUGUGAAGAAAAAGUCCACCCGUGCGACAAAGCCAAAGGACCUUGUAAAAAUGGCGGAGUUUGUGAAAAAGAAGGAGAUGGGUUUAAGUGUAAAUGCAAUGAAGAUUUCACUGGAGAUACUUGCGAGAAGAAAGCCCAUCCAUGUGACAAGGGUAAAGGACCGUGUAAAAACGACGGAGUCUGUGAAAAAGAUGGAGAUGAAUUUAAAUGUAAAUGUAGUAAGGACUUCACUGGAGAUAUAUGCGAGGAUAAAGUGCAUCCAUGUGACAAGGCCGAAUCACCAUGUAAAAAUAAUGGUCUUUGUAAAAAAGAUGGCGAUUGUUUUACGUGUGAUUGUAGCGAAGAUUGGACAGGAGAUAUUUGUGAAAUAAAAGUUCAUCCGUGUAAUAAGAAAACGACACCGUGUAAAAAUGGCGCUCUUUGUAAGAAAAAUGGAGAUGUUUUUGUCUGCCAGUGUACUGCAGAUUUUACUGGGAAAACCUGUGAAGAAAAAGUCCAUCCAUGUGACAAGGGUAAAGGACCGUGUAAAAACGACGGAGUCUGUGAAAAAGACGGAGGUGGAUUUAAAUGCAAAUGUAGUAUAAAUUUCUCAGGAGAUAAAUGCGAGAAAAAAGUCCAUCCGUGUGACCUACCCGUCAACCCGUGUAAAAAUAAUGGAUUUUGUAAUAAAAUUGGAAGGAAAUUUAAGUGCGAUUGUUGUGAAGACUUCACUGGACCAACUUGUGAGAUUAAAGUACAUCCCUGUGAUAAACCAAACUCGCCAUGUAAAAACGGUGGUCUCUGUGUAAAGAAGGGGGAUGGUUUUCAAUGUAAUUGUGGAAAAGGUUGGACUGGGGAUGUUUGCGGAAAAAAAGUCUCCUCCUGUAAAGGCUUCGGUUGCAAGAAUGGUGGAAAAUGUAUUCUUGGGAAUAAAGGAAAGCCGUCGUGCCGAUGUAAGACUGGUUUUUCGGGAAAGAAGUGCGAAAAUAAAGCAUACGCAAUCGGCUUUUACAAGUUUACGACUAAAGCUUAUGUGAAAACAGUCAUCCGACAAACGAUGUCCAAAAUGUCAGUUUGUUUCCGCGUGUUUACAAUGGGCAGGCGACCAUACAUGUUCAUAAUGAGCUACACCGUGAAGGGUGUGCAGCGGUUUGCUUUAUCAAAGCGUAAAAAUGGCUUAGGCGUGCGCUUGAACGGGAAACUGGUUGUGGUUGAGAAAGCGGUUAUAAAUGACCGGAGAUGCCAUCACGUUUGUUUCACGUGGCAAUCAUCCGAUGGCAACUAUGCUUUCUAUUUGGAUGGAAAAAGUAUCGUCAACAAAAAAGGACUGAGUAAAGGCAGACCCUUACCUGGAGGUGGCGUACUGUCGUUGGCCCAACGCCGGCCUAGACUAAAAUUUCUUAGGGUUGCACUUCUCAGAUUGCGGUUUGUCGGCAAGAUCAAUGAUCUCAACAUCUGGAACAGAGUUCUUUCUGCUAAAGAAGUAAAGAGAAUUGAGAAAUGCGGGUCUACAGCUGUAGGAAAUGUAAAGUCCUGGUCGGACUUCAAAAUCAAAAUGCAAAAACGUUCGCAAAGAAAAUACGCCAAAUACGUUUUCAAUGGCGUGUGUCCUAAAAAUUCGAUGGGAAGAACGACUUUCUGUUUCCAUCUUGCUUUCUUUGUGUUGAUGAACAUCAAUUUGGCAACAAGCAAUCCUCUGCCAUCGUGGUUAUCAGGUUACUGCAGUCCGAAUCCAUGUAAAAAUGGCGGUGUUUGUACGUCACUGGUAUUUUACUAUACGUGCAAGUGUGGUAGCGGUUGGAAAGGAAAAGACUGUACAAUAAAAGUGAAACCUUGUGACUCAUCUCCUUGCGAAAACGGUGGUACGUGUAACAACGUCAAUGACGCGAAUUUCGAUUGUAGCUGCAAAGAUGGGUUUCUCGGAGAUACUUGCGGGAAAAGAACUUUAUGUGAAAAUCCUCUCGAUGUUUUGUUCAUCGUCGACACAUCAAGUUGGCAGUACACGAGUAACUUUGAUCACAUCAGGAACUUCAUUUUCAGCGUCGUUGAUUGGAUGAACAUCUCCGAUACGGCUACCCAAGUGGGAGUGCUUCCUUUUACGUACAAGAAAUACACCAAACCUUUAUUCCUGCCAAAUGCCUAUGAGAACGUGGUGUCGUUGAAAUCCGCUUUGAGGAAACUUGUCCGGUCGCCACCUUAUGCUUUUAUUGGUUACGAGGGCAAUCUUGCCUAUGCUCUGCAGAUAGCAAAUGAGAAGGUAUUUCCAACCGGUUCUCAGAGGCCAAAUGCUGCUAAAGCGGUCGUGAUAGUAUCCGCUCAGAAACCCUUGGACAGCAUAGCAAAUGCGUAUAAAGCGGCUAACGAACUUAGAGCGAAAGGAGUGAAGGUCUUUGUUGUGGAAGUACUCGCUCCCAUCAUGUCGUCGGAUUUUGCUCUGAGAGAAAAAACAUUGAGAGAACUUGCCAAUAAGACAAAUGUGAUUGCAGCGGUUUACUCCAAAUUGGUUGAUCAUGCGCGUCAACUUUCCAAUGUAUUAUGUCAAAUAUCCAAAAAUCCUUGCGAUGAAGCCAAUUGUGGUGAACAGAAGAAAUGCAUCUACGACAAAGACAAGACCUCGUGUGUAUGCAAACAUCCCGGAUGUGAUGUUCAUCCUUGCGAUAAGACCCAGUCGCCAUGUAAAAAUGGCGGUCUUUGUGAGAAAGAUGGCGAUAAUUUCACAUGUGAUUGUAGCGAAGAUUGGGUUGGAGAUACCUGUGAACAAAAAGUUCAUCCGUGUGAAAAAUCGACAACUCCGUGUAAAAAUGAUGCGCUGUGUGAAAAAAAUGGAGAGCUUUUUGUGUGCAAUUGUACCGAAGAUUUUACUGGAAAAACCUGUGAAGAAGAAGUUCAUCCAUGUGACAAGGGUAAAGGACCGUGUGAAAAUGACGGAGUUUGUGAAAAAGAUGGUGAUGGAUUCAAAUGUAAAUGUGAUGAAGAUUUCACAGGAGAUAAAUGCGAGGAAAAAGUUCAUCCAUGCGACAAAGGUGCAGGACCGUGUAAAAACAGCGGAGUUUGUGAAAAAGAUGAGGAUGGAUUUGAAUGUAAUUGCAGUGAAGAUUUCAGCGGAAAUACUUGCGAGGAAAAAGUUCAUCCUUGUGACAAAGGCAAUGGACCAUGUGAAAAUGGCGGAGCUUGCCAAAAAGAAGGAGAGGCAUUUAAGUGUAAUUGUAGUGAAGAUUUCACUGGAGAACUAUGCGAGAAAAAGGUUCAUCCUUGUGACAAGGCCGAAUCACCAUGUAAAAACAACGGUCUUUGUAAAAAAGAUUUUAAUGGUUUUACAUGUGAUUGUGACGAAGAUUGGACUGGGGAUACUUGUGAACAAAAAGUUCAUCCAUGUGAAAAGAAAACGACACCGUGUAAAAAUGGCGCUCUUUGUGAGAAAGACGGAGAUGUUUUUGUGUGCCAGUGCACUGCAGAUUUUACUGGAAAAACCUGUGAAGAAAAAGUUCAUCCAUGCGACAAAGGUAAAGGACCGUGUGAAAAUGACGGAGUUUGUGAAAAAAAUGGAGGUGGAUUCAAAUGUAAAUGUAAUGAAGAUUUUACAGGAGAUAAAUGUGAAAAAAAAGUUCAUCCAUGUGAAAAAUCGACAACUCCGUGUAAAAAUGGUGCGCUGUGUGAAAAAAAUGGAGAGCUUUUUGUGUGCAAUUGUACCGAAGAUUUUACAGGAAAAACCUGUGAAGAAGAAGUUCAUCCAUGUGACAAGGGUAAAGGACCGUGUGAAAAUGACGGAGUUUGUGAAAAAAAUGGGGAUGGAUUUAAAUGUAAAUGUAUCGAAGAUUAUACCGGAAUUAUAUGCGCGACAAAAGUUCAUCCUUGUGACAAAGCAAAGUCUCCGUGCAAAAACAACGGUCUUUGUAAAAAAGAUUUUAAUGGUUUUACGUGUGAUUGUAGCGAAGAUUGGACUGGAAAUACAUGUCAACAAAAAGUCCAUCCAUGUGAUAAAAAAACGACACCGUGUAAAAAUGGUGCACUGUGUGAAAAAGAUGGAGAUGUUUUUGUGUGCAGCUGUACUGCAAAUUUCACAGGAAAAACUUGUGAAGAAAAAGUUCAUCCAUGUGACAAAGGUGCGGGACCGUGUAAAAAUGGCGGAGUUUAUGAAAAAGACGGCGAUAGAUUUAAAUGUAAAUGCAAUGAAAACUUCACUGGAUUUAAAUGCAAGGAAAAAGUACAUCCUUGUGACAAAGCUACAACACCAUGCAAAAACAAAGGCCUUUGUAUAAAACAUUUUGAUGAUUUUACAUGUGAUUGUAGCAUGGAUUGGACAGGACAUACUUGUGAACGAAAAGUUCAUCCAUGUGAGAAAAAAACGACACCGUGUAAAAAUGGCGCACUCUGUAAGAAAAAUGGAGAUGUUUUUGUUUGCCAGUGUACUGCAGAUUAUGCUGGAAAAACCUGUGAAGAAAAAGUUCAUCCAUGUGACAAAGAUAAAGGACCGUGUAAAAAUGGCGGAGAGUGUGAAAAAGACGGCGAUAGAUUUAAAUGUAAAUGUGACAAAGAUUAUACUGGAGAUGUAUGCGAGGAGAAAGUGCAUCCAUGUGACAAGGCCGAAUCACCAUGUAAAAAUAAUGGUCUUUGUAAGAAAGAUGGCGAUUGUUUUACGUGUGAUUGUAGCGAAGAUUGGACAGGAGAUAUUUGUGAAAUAAAAGUUCACCCGUGUAAUAAGAAAACGACACCGUGUAAAAAUGGCGCUCUUUGUAAGAAAAAUGGAGAUGUUUUUGUCUGCAAGUGUACUGCAGAUUUUACUGGGAAAACCUGUGAAGAAAAAGUCCAUCCAUGUGACAAGGGUAAAGGACCGUGUAAAAACCACGGAGUCUGUGAAAAAGACCGAGGUGGAUUUAAAUGCAAAUGUAGUAUAAAUUUCUCAGGAGAUAAAUGCGAGAAAAAAGUCCAUCCGUGUGAUCUACCCGUCAACCCGUGUAAAAAUAAUGGAUUUUGUAAUAAAAUUGGAAGGAAAUUUAAGUGCGAUUGUUGUGAAGACUUCACUGGACCAACUUGUGAGAUUAAAGUACAUCCCUGUGAUAAACCAAACUCGCCAUGUAAAAACGGUGGUCUCUGUGUAAAGAAGGGGGAUGGUUUUCAAUGUAAUUGUGGAAAAGGUUGGACUGGGGAUGCUUGCGGAAAAAAAGUCUCCGCAUGCAAAGGCUUCGGUUGCAAGAAUGGUGGAAAAUGUAUUCUUGGGAAUAAAGGAAAGCCGUUGUGCCGAUGUAAGACUGGUUUUUCGGGAAAGAAGUGCGAAAAUAAAGCAUACGCAAUCGGCUUUUACAAGUUUACGACUAAAGCUUAUGUGAAAACAGUCAUCCGACAAACGAUGUCCAAAAUGUCAGUUUGUUUCCGCGUGUUUACAAUGGGCAGGCGACCAUACAUGUUCAUAAUGAGCUACACCGUGAAGGGUGUGCAGCGGUUUGCUUUAUCAAAGCAUAAAAAUGGCUUAGGCGUGCGCUUGAACGGGAAACUGGUGGUGGUUAAGAAAGCGGUUAUAAAUGACCGGAGAUGCCAUCACGUUUGUUUCACGUGGCAAUCGUCCGAUGGCAACUAUGCUUUCUAUUUGGAUGGAAAAAGCAUCGUCAACAAAAACGGACUGAGUAAAGGCAGACCCUUACCUGGAGGUGGCGUACUGUCGUUGGCCCAACGCCGGCCUAGAUUAAAAUUUCUUAGGCUUGCACUUCUCAAAUUGCGGUUUGUCGGCAAGAUCAAUGAUCUCAACAUCUGGAACAGAGUUCUUUCUGCUAAAGAAGUAAAGAGAAUUGAGAAAUGCGGGUCUACAGCUGUAGGAAAUGUAAAGUCCUGGUCGGACUUCAAAAUCAAAAAGCAAAAACGUUCGCAAAGAAAAUACGCCAAAUACGUUUUCAAUGGCGUGUGUCCUAAAAAUUGCUAAGAUGUGUUAGACAGAUUGGCUAAGGAUAACGAUCACCUGUGCCUUGUUUUGUAUUUGACUGUUUACGUAGAUGCUAAAUUGGAUGACUUAAACUUUUUUCAUAAUAAAAAUGGCUAAAUCUA
This is a messenger RNA of Xenia sp. Carnegie-2017, 11217 nucleotides long. RefSeq lists its product as uncharacterized. Gene Ontology annotation, biological process: heterophilic cell-cell adhesion; establishment or maintenance of epithelial cell apical/basal polarity. The transcript has 83 exons. Gene Ontology annotation, molecular function: calcium ion binding. The coding region runs from base 233 to 11095 and encodes 3620 amino acids. Gene Ontology annotation, cellular component: protein-containing complex; plasma membrane. The record is from RefSeq and is a predicted model, not a curated record. NCBI's taxonomy places the organism in Eukaryota, Metazoa, Cnidaria, Anthozoa, Malacalcyonacea, Xeniidae.